Molecule: messenger RNA, 2522 nt
Organism: Ilyonectria robusta
Lineage: Eukaryota; Fungi; Ascomycota; Sordariomycetes; Hypocreales; Nectriaceae
Product: transketolase
Exons: 6
Coding region: 331-2382 (683 amino acids)
Biological process (GO): pentose-phosphate shunt
Cellular component (GO): cytosol
Molecular function (GO): transketolase activity
Source: RefSeq, a predicted model, not a curated record
CCGGCCUCCCGUCCAGGCCGUCGCUCCAACUUCCCAGGCGGGCAGCUUCCCACCGGAACAGCUGCUAUAAGUUAGUUGUCGGGCUACCCAAGGUACCUAGUAAGGCAAGUUUAGCAAGAGUGGUACGGAGCGCACCCACAUGUACAGCGCGCUCGGUACAUACAGUUGCCCAGCCAUAUUUAAAACUGGGGACUGCUACCAAAUACAUGACACGACCCCUCCAGCGGCAUCAGGACUUCUACCUUUCCUCUUCUUCUCCUUCUUUCCAUUCCUCCUUCUCUCCUCCUUCUUCCCUCUUCAUAGAACCAGUUCCAGAUACAUCCGGCAAAAAUGGGUUACGGCGAGCUUGACAAGAAGGCCAUCAACACCAUCCGCGUGCUCGCGGCUGAUGCCACCUUCAACAGCAACUCGGGACACCCCGGUGCGCCCAUGGGAAUGGCCCCGGUCUCCCACGUCCUCUUCAACAAGUUCAUGAAGUUCAACCCCAAGAACCCCAAGUGGCUGAACCGUGACCGCUUCGUUCUCUCCAACGGACACGGCUGCAUGCUCCAGUAUGCUCUCCUCCACCUCUUCGGUUAUGAUCUGAGCAUCGAUGACCUCAAGGGCUUCCGAACUGUCGGCAGCAAGACCCCCGGCCAUCCCGAGGCCCAUGACACCCCCGGCAUUGAGGUCACCACUGGCCCUCUCGGUCAGGGUAUCUGCAAUGCUGUCGGUCUCGCCAUUGCCCAGGCUCACACCGCAGCCUGCUUCAACAAGCCCGGCUUCGAGCUCAUCAACAACUACACAUACUGCUUCCUUGGCGAUGGCUGCCUCAUGGAGGGUGUCUCCAGCGAGGCCAGCUCCCUCGCCGGUCACCUCCAGCUCGGCAACCUGAUUGCCGUCUGGGAUGACAACCACAUCUCCAUUGACGGCAACACCAACGUUGCCUUCACUGAGGACGUUGCCAAGCGCUACGAGGCUUAUGGCUGGCAUGUCGUCACCGUCGAGGACGGUGACAACGACCUGGCUGCCAUUGAGGCCGCCAUCAAGGAGGCUCAGUCCGUCACGGACAAGCCCUCCAUUAUCAAGCUCAAGACCACCAUUGGCUACGGCUCCGUCAACCAGGGCACCCACGGUGUCCACGGCUCUCCUCUCAAGACCGAUGAUAUCAAGCAGCUCAAGGAGAAGUUCGGCUUCAACCCCGCCGAGAGCUUCGCCGUCCCCCAGGAGGUCUACGACCUCUACGGCAAGCACUCUUCCGAGGGUGCCGCCGCUGAGGAGGAGUGGAACCAGCUGCUCGCCAAGUACGGCGAGACCUUCGCUACUGAGCACGCCGACCUUCUGCGACGACAGACUGGCGACCUCCCCGAGGGCUGGGAGAAGGCUCUCCCCGUCUACACCACCUCCGACCCUGCCAUCGCUUCGCGAAAGCUGUCUGAGACUGUCCUCAGCAAGGUCGAGGCUGUCAUCCCCGAGCUUGUCGGUGGUUCCGCCGAUCUGACUGGCUCCAACCUGACCCGAUGGAAGAAUGCCGUCGAUUUCCAGCCCGAGAACACUGGUCUCGGUGACUACUCCGGCCGAUACAUCCGAUACGGUGUCCGUGAGCACGCCAUGGGUGCCAUCAUGAACGGUCUGUCUGCCUACGGCACCAUCCUGCCCUACAGCGGUACCUUCCUCAACUUCGUCUCCUACGCUGCCGGUGCCGUCCGUCUGUCGGCUCUGUCCCAGGUCCGCAACAUCUGGGUUGCCACCCACGACUCCAUCGGUCUGGGCGAGGACGGCCCUACCCACCAGCCUAUUGAGACCCUCGCUCACUUCCGUGCCCUUCCUAACUGCAUGGUCUGGCGCCCUGCCGACGGUAACGAGACCAGCGGUGCCUACUACGUCGCCCUGACCUCCAAGAACACCCCCAGCAUCAUUGCUCUCUCCCGCCAGAACCUUCCCCAGCUUGACGGCUCGACCAUCGAGAAGGCCAGCAAGGGUGGCUACGUCCUGCACGAGGUUGAGGGUGCCAACGUCACCCUCGUCUCCACCGGUUCCGAGGUGGGCAUUGCCGUCGACGCCGCCAAGCUCCUCUCGGAGCAGGGCGUCAAGGCUCGUAUCGUCUCCAUGCCUUGCUGCGAGGUCUUCGACCUCCAGUCCAAGGAGUACCGCCUUUCUGUCCUUCCCGACGGCAUCCCCGCCCUGUCCAUUGAGGUCAUGACCACCAUCGGCUGGGAACGCUACACUCACGAGCAGUUCGGUCUCACCCGCUUCGGUGCCUCCGGUCCCUACAAGGAUGUCUACAAGAAGUUCGAGUUCACUCCUGAGGGCAUUGCCAAGCGCGCUGUUGCUACCAUUGACUUCUGGAAGGGCGUCCCCGUCCGCUCCACCAUCAACCGUGCCUUCGAGCAGCUCAAGUAAGCGAAUAAGAAAAAUUAAGAUAAGGAACAAGGGAUGGAUACGCUGGAGAUGGCGGGAAUGUUUAUGCCGUGAUGAUGGUUUUUGGAGCAGGGUAAUGGUUAAAUAGACGUCUCGAAAUGAAUUCAAAGGCCUUUUAGAAC